GGAAGGAAGGAAGGAAGGAAGGAAGAGACUAGAGAGGAAGGCAAAGGCGCAGCCAGCCAGCCAGGCAUCUGCCCGCCCUGGGUACCGUUUUGCUCCAUCAUCUCCAUCUCUUCUUCUCCUCCUUCUUCUUCCCUGGGAUCUGUAUCCUUCCUGGCGGCGGAGAAGGUGCCUCGUUGGGAAGCAUCCCGAGGACCAUUUCCAGAGCUGGCUGAGGAUGGGUUUUCCCCCUCCCCGACCCUUCCAGGAUGCCUUUUGACAGCCUCAAAGCAGAGAUGAGGGUGAAAGCUACAGAGCAACACCCUGAGGGUGCAGCAGCAAGUCUCUGAAAUCAGCAGGCUGAGGCUUUGAAUUGAAUUCUGCUGAACAAAUUUGAUCCUUCAGAAACUCGUUUAUUCACAGACAGGAUGUAACAUUCAAAAAUGGAAACUUGUAUAGAAAGGAACAGAUAGCAGUUGGCAUUGAAGGAGUGAGUGAUCAUUUCUCUUUGGAGGUAUCGGCUUUUAAGAACGAUAUGUUGAUUCAGAAGGCCCCGAGAGAGAAUCAUGAAAUUUGUUUCAUCUACUCAGUCCAUGGAUUUUUAAAUCAUUCAUUGGAGUUGGUGAAUUUCUACAAAGGUCUGUGAUGGAAAUAGCAGCGUGGUUCUGUGUCUGUCGACAGUACGUUGUGGAUUAGUUUGCUGUUGUGGAGUACUAAUUCCAUUUUGAGAGACAAGGAACAGAUGUGAUGGAUUUACCUUCAGAAAUGAGCAGGCAUGGACGAAAUCCACUCAGUCACAAACUAGAAGAUCAAAAGAAGAUAUACACUGACUGGGCUAAUCACUAUCUAGCAAAAUCUGGCCACAAACGGCUCAUCAAGGACUUGCAACAGGACAUUGCAGAUGGAGUUCUACUAGCAGAAAUCAUCCAGAUCAUAGCAAAUGAAAAGGUUGAAGAUAUCAAUGGCUGUCCCCGAAGCCAGUCUCAAAUGGUUGAGAACGUUGAUGUCUGCCUUAGCUUUCUGGCAGCCAGAGGCGUAAAUGUCCAAGGUCUUUCUGCUGAAGAAAUAAGAAAUGGAAAUUUAAAAGCCAUUUUAGGACUGUUUUUCAGUUUGUCUCGAUAUAAACAGCAGCAACACCAACAGCAGCAGUACUAUCAGUCUUUGGUUGAACUCCAGCAACACGUCUCUCAUUCUCCAUCUCCCACUGAAAUUGGCCAGCCCAAAACACAGCAAGAUAUGCAGUCCAGUCUGGCAGCCAGAUAUGCAGCUCAGUCUAAUCACAGUGGAAUUGCAACCAGUCAAAAAAAGCCUUCUAGGCUUCCCGGGCCCUCAAGGGUGCCAGCUGCAGGCAGCAGUACCAAAGUCCAGGGAGCCUCAAAUUUAAACAGAAGAAGUCAGAGCUUUAAUAGCAUUGACAAAACCAAGCCUCCACAAUAUGCAAAUGGAAAUGAAAAAGUAGAAUCACCCAAAGGUCCUCACCCAUCUGCAGGCAUGAAUGGAAAUGUACAGCAUCCCACCAGCACUGGGCAGCAGCCGGUCUCUGCCAUCCCCUCUCCAAGUGCCAGCAAGCCUUGGCGCAGCAAAUCCAUGAAUGUCAAACACAGUGCCACCUCCACCAUGCUGUCUGUCAAGCAGCCUAGCCCUGCAACCUCUCCACCACCUUCAGACAGGCUAAAGCCACCUCUUUCUGAAGGACCCAAAACACCAUCAUCUGGACAGAAAUCCAUGCUGGAAAAAUUCAAGCUGGUUAAUGCAAGGACUGUUUUGAGGCCUCCCUUAUCAUCAAGUUCAGGCCCAAGUGACAGUGGGAGAGAAGAUGAAGCCUUCUUAGAGUGUGGUGAAACAGAUGGCUGCAGUGGUGGGCUUAACAGUUGUGGCUCCACCAGCAGCAGCCCUAAAAUAUCACCUAAACUAACCCCUCCAAAAGCUGGAAGCAAAAAUAUCAGCAAUAAAAAGUCUUUGCUACAGCCAAAGGACAAAGAGGAAAAAAGCAGAGAGAAAAAUAAAGUUUGCACUGAGAAGAUGGUAAAGGAAGAAAAGGACCAGGUCACAGAAACACCUGCAAAAAAGACCUCAAAAAUUGCAAGCCUAAUCCCAAAAGGGAAUAAGGCAACAUCAGCCAAGAAGGAAAGUUUAAUACCUUCAUCUAGUGGGAUACCAAAACCUGGAUCAAAAGUACCAACAUCGAAGCCAAGUACUUCACCGGCUUGUCAAGGAAGUAAAGAAACUGAAAAAUUGAGAAGUGCAAAAGGAAAUCAAUCCCCAUCAACAGUAAAAUCCCAGGUUAAUGACAAAGUAGGAAUUCCUUUCUGUCUCUCAUCUUCUGAAGGAAAGGAAUCUAGUACAGCUCUUACCCCAAGUUCAUCUGCUGCUCUUUCAAUGGCUGCAAGUAGUGCACAGGCAACAGGAAACACUACAGUUCAACUUCCUCAGCAACAGCAAUACAGUCACCCAAAUACGGCCACAGUAGCACCAUUUAUUUAUAGAACUCAUUCAGAGAAUGAUAGUACCUCCCUCUCGCCUGCUGACUCCUGCACCAGUCCAACAAAAAUGGAUUUUGCAUAUAGCAAGACUGCCAAACAGUGCCUAGAGGAAAUAUCUGGGGAAGAUCCUGAAGCAAGGCGAAUGAGAACUGUCAAGAAUAUAGCAGAUCUGAGGCAGAACUUGGAAGAAACUAUGUCCAGUCUGAGAGGAACUCAAAUAAGCCACAGCACACUGGAGACAACAUUUGACAGUACUGUGACAACAGAAGUGAAUGGGCGAAGCAUUCCAGGCUUGACAAGUCGAUCCUCUCCAGUGACUUGGAGACUUGGACAAGCUAGUCCUCGUCUCCAGGCAGGUGAUGCUCCUUCCCUAGGUGCUGGGUACCCACGCAGUGGUGCUAGUCGCUUCAUCCACACUGACCCUUCUCGAUUCAUGUAUACAACACCUCUUCGGCGUGCAGCUGUUUCUCGCCUUGGGAACAUACCCCAGAUUGACAUGAGUGAAAAAGGAAAUAGUGAUCUGGAAAUUUCAUCUGAUGUUGAUGUUGGAGGGUAUAUGAGUGAUGGAGAUAUUCUUGGGAAAAGUCUCCGAGCUGAUGACAUUAACAGUGGUUACAUGACAGAUGGAGGGCUCAACCUGUAUACAAGAAGCUUGAACCGAAUACCAGAUAUAGCUGCCUCCCGAGAUGUCAUUCAGAGAGGGGUUCAUGAUGUCACUGUGGAUGCAGACAGCUGGGAUGACAGCAGCUCAGUUAGCAGUGGCCUUAGUGAUACUUUGGAUAACAUCAGUACAGAUGACCUGAACACCACAUCAUCAAUCAGCUCUUACUCCAAUAUUACUGCCUCUUCAAGAAAGAAUGCACAUUCCCAUCUGAAGACUGAUUCAGAGAAACGUUCAGUCACAGAUGGAGAACCGUGGGGCAGCAGUGAAGAACUGAAGAAGCCUGAAGAAGAGUUAGACAGCAAUGUUGACAGCAGUGGGAAAUGGAAGGGCCAUCCCACUGGACUGCUUGAAGAUGCUGAGAAGGGAGGGCAGAAAACCCCUCUGUCUGUCUCUCAGACAGGCUCUUGGAGAAGAGGCAUGACUGCACAAGUUGGAACAUCAUCCAGGCACAAAGCAGGAACAAGUACUCUCAAGACACCUGGAAAAACAGAUGAUGCAAAGGCUUCAGAAAAAGGAAAAACUCCCCUUAAGGGAGCUUCAAUUCAACGUUCUCCUUCAGAUGCAGGUAAAAGCAGUGGAGAUGAAGGGAAAAAACCUCCUUCGGGCAUCAGCAGAUCGACAGCAACGGGUUCCUUUGGCUUCAAAAAAGCUGGGGUUGGCUCUUCAACAAUGAUCACAGCAAGUGGGGCAACUAUAACAAGUGGCUCAGCAACCUUGGGAAAGAUGCCAAAGUCUGCCGCUAUUGGUGGAAAGUCAAAUGCAGGGAGGAAAACCAGCCUAGAUGGUUCACAGAAUCAAGAUGACGGUGCAUUGCAUGUGAGCUCAAAGACCACCUUGCAGUACCGAAGUUUGCCACGUCCUUCAAAAUCAAGCACCAGUGGGAUUCCUGGUAGAGGUGGACACAGAUCCAGCACCAGUAGCAUUGACUCAAAUGUCAGCAGCAAAUCUGCCGGGGCGGCUGCCACCAACAAGCUAAGAGAGCCUACCAAGAUCGGCUCAGGACGCUCCAGUCCAGUUACCAUCAAUCAGACAGACAAAGAGAAAGAAAAAGUGACUGCAUCUGAUUCUGAGAGUGUGUCAUUGUCCAGCUCUCCAAAAUCAAGUCCAACCUCAGCAAGUGCUUGUGCAACAACGCCAGGCCUCAGGCAGCCAGGCUCGAAAUACCCUGACAUUGCCUCACCCACAUUUAGACGGUUGUUUGGUGCUAAAGCGAGCAGCAAAACUGCCCCCACCCCAAAUACAGAAGGGGUGAAAUCCACAUCUGCAAUGCCCAGUCCUAGCACCACAUUAGCUCGGCAAGGCAGCCUGGAAUCUCCAUCUUCAGGUACAGGUAGCAUGUGCAGCGCAGGUGGGCAGAGUGGCGGCAGUAGCCCUCUUUUCAGCAAACCUUCGGACUUAAAUACAGAUGUCGUAAGUUUAAGUCACUCCUUGGCUUCUAGUCCAGCCUCAGCCCACUCCUUCACAUCAAGUGGUCUUGUGUGGGCUGCAAACUUGAGUAGCUCCUCUGCAGGUAGUAAAGAUACACCGAGUUACCAGUCAAUGACUAGCCUCCACACAAGCUCUGAAUCUAUUGACCUCCCUCUCAGCCACCAUGGCUCCCUAUCAGGAUUGACUACAAGUACUCAAGAGGUCCAGAGCCUUCUCAUGAGGACUGGCAGCGUGAGAUCUACACUUUCAGAAAGGGGUUUUCUUUGUUUUAACAGCAUGCAGCUUGACAGAAAUACACUACCAAAAAAGGGAUUAAGGUACACUCCAUCCUCUCGGCAGGCCAGUCAAGAGGAAGGGAAAGAGUGGCUGCGCUCCCAUUCUACUGGAGGUCUACAAGACACUGGAAAUCAGUCUCCCUUGAUCUCUCCUACAGCUAUGUCUUCAUCUGCAACUGGGAAAUAUUUUUCCAAUUUAGUGAGUCCAACAAAUUUAUCCCAGUUUAAACUUCCUGGUCCCAGUAUGAUGAGAUCAAACAGCAUCCCUGCACAAGAUUCUUCUUUCGAUCUCUAUGAUGAUUCCCAACUCUGUGGUAGUGCCACAUCCUUAGAAGACAGGCCACGUGCAAUCAGUCACUCUGGUUCAUUCAGGGACAGCAUGGAAGAAGUACAUGGGUCCUCAUUAUCACUAGUUUCCAGCACUUCUUCUCUCUACUCCACAGCUGAAGAAAAAGCACAUUCAGAGCAAAUUCAUAAACUACGAAGGGAGUUGGUUGCAUCACAGGAAAAAGUGGCCACUCUUACUUCACAGCUGUCAGCAAAUGCCCAUCUCGUGGCAGCUUUUGAAAAGAGCUUAGGAAAUAUGACAGGCCGGUUGCAAAGCCUAACAAUGACAGCUGAACAAAAGGAAUCAGAGCUCAUAGAACUACGGGAAACCAUUGAAAUGUUGAAAGCCCAGAACUCCGCUGCACAAGCUGCUAUUCAAGGAGCUUUAAAUGGCCCUGACCACACUCAUAAAGAUCUGCGAAUAAGGCGGCAACAUUCCUCAGAAAGUGUUUCCAGCAUCAAUAGUGGCACCAGCCAUUCAAGCAUGGGCAGUGGUAAUGAUGCUGACUCCAAGAAAAAGAAGAAGAAAAACUGGGUGAACUCUAGAGGAAGUGAGCUAAGAAGUUCAUUCAAACAGGCCUUUGGGAAGAAGAAGUCUGCAAAGCCUCCUUCCUCUCAUUCUGACAUAGAAGAAGUUACAGAUUCAUCUCUUCCUUCCUCACCCAAAUUACCCCACGGUUCUGGAGAAUGUGGAUCAAUAAAGCCAUCCCAAUCAACAUCUGCGAUCUGUGAAUGCACAGAGGCAGAAGCUGAAAUAAUUCUACAGCUGAAAAAUGAGCUCAGGGAGAAAGAGCUCAAGUUAACAGAUAUCCGUCUUGAGGCCCUCAGUUCAGCACACCAUCUUGACCAGAUUCGAGAAGCCAUGAACCGCAUGCAGAAUGAAAUUGAGAUAUUGAAAGCUGAGAAUGAUCGCUUAAAGGCAGAGACUGCAAAUACUAGCAAGCCAACCCGGCCAAGUUCAGAGUCUUCAAGCAGCACAUCUUCAUCUUCGUCACGGCAAUCUUUAGGACUCUCUUUGAAUAACUUGAACAUCACUGAUUCAGUUACAUCAGAUAUUUUACUGGAAGAUGUUUCAGAUGGAACGCUCCAUAAAGAAGGCCAGAGUGUUAAAAUUAUAGUUACAAUAAACAAGGGCUAUGGUCGAUCCAAGGACCAAAAAAUGCAAGCAUAUUUGAUAGGAUCUAUCGGGGUCAGUGGCAAAACAAAAUGGGACGUAUUGGAUGGUGUAAUCAGGCGGAUCUUCAAGGAAUAUGUUUUCCGUGUGGAUCCAGGUACUAGCCUUGGUUUAGGCUCGGACUGUAUAGCUAGCUACUGUAUAGGUGAUAUAAUUAGAUCACAUAGCCAAGAAGUGCCUGAACUGCUACCUUGUGGCUAUCUGGUUGGAGAUAAUAACAUAAUCACCGUGAACCUUAAAGGAGUAGAAGAGAAUAGUUUGGACAGCUUUGUGUUCGAUACAUUAAUUCCUAAACCAGUAUGUCAACGAUACUUUAAUUUACUGAUGGAACAUCAUAGAAUUAUCCUGUCGGGACCCAGUGGCACUGGGAAGACCUAUUUAGCGAACAAGCUUGCUGAAUAUGUGAUAACUAAAUCUGGAAGGAAGAAAAUGGAAGAUGCCAUUGCUGUUUUUAAUGUAGAUCACAAAUCAAGCAAGGAUAUGCAACAGUAUCUUGCUAAUUUGGCUGAACAGUGCAGUGCUGAUAACAAUAGUGCUGAUCUCCCUGUGGUAAUAAUUCUUGACAACCUCCAUCAUGUUGGUUCUUUGAGUGACAUCUUCAACGGUUUCCUUAACUGUAAAUAUAACAAAUGCCCCUAUAUUAUUGGAACAAUGAACCAGGGAGUUUCAUCUUCGCCUAACCUAGAAUUGCAUCAGAACUUCAGGUGGGUGUUGUGUGCUAAUCACAUGGAGCCUGUCAAAGGAUUCUUAUCUAGGUAUUUGAGAAGGAAAUUGAUUGAGACAGAAAUAGAGAGGAAUUUCCGCAAUAAUGAUCUCAUCAAAAUUAUUGACUGGAUUCCUAAGACAUGGCAUCAUCUCAACAGCUUCUUAGAAACGCACAGUUCUUCCGAUGUAACCAUUGGUCCUCGCCUUUUCCUACCCUGCCCUAUAGAUGUUGAUGGUUCUAGAGUAUGGUUCACAGACCUCUGGAAUUAUUCCUUGGUACCAUAUAUUAUGGAAGCUGUGAGAGAAGGACUUCAGAUGUAUGGUAAAAGAGCACCUUGGGAAGAUCCCUCAAAGUGGAUAGCAGAAACAUGCCCAUGGAGUUCAUUGCAGCAUGACUGGUCAUCAUUACUUCAGUUAAGACCUGAAGAUGUUGGUUAUGAAGGUUAUGCAUCUGCCAAAGAAGGAACCACCUCAAAGCACAUUCCACAAACAGAGUCAGAAGGCGAUCCUUUGAUGAAUAUGCUAAUGCGGCUCAAAGAGGCAGCCAGCUACUCAAGCGCACAGAGCUGUGACAGUGAUACUGCCAGUCACCAUGAUGAAAUUCUAGAUCCCUCAGUUGAAUCAACUCUCUAGAGGGGCUGGGCGUGGUUAGAUGAUGUUGGUAAACCUACUCCCGCUUCAGGGUCUGCCUGUAUUGAAGCAGUAAGUCAGGGCACCCCAAGAGAGAGAGAGAGAGCAAGGAAGAAAAAAAAAAGCUGUGUCAUAUAUAGGUGGUCGACUUCACUCUGCAAAGUCAGGAACACAAAUAAAAAAGGAAAGCUUGAAUUAGUUUAAUUUCAAGACAUUUCAGUAUCAGUGGAGCUGAGUGAGACUCCAUCAAUCAACUGGAAAAGGCCUUUUCACAGGGAGGCAACUAAGCAGAUUGCACAUGUGUUAGCCAAACUGGAAUCUCUUUGGGUUUGUUUUUUUUUUCUUCCUGUCUCAAAAACGUUUACAGUGAAGUCUUUUCUUUUACACUUCAAUUUACUCUGAGGUGCUGCAUUAGUGGUCUUCUUGAUCCACCUCCUCUAUCCUCUGUUGUGCCCCAAUGGCACUCAUUACAGGACUCCAGUAGUGUUCCAGUUGUACACUGCUGCCCAUUCCAAAAUGAGUUUCGGGGGGCGGGGGGAGAACACAAAAGUAAACUCAAUAAGCACAAAAGUAUUGUGCAAUUGCCAGGAAAACGCUACUGUGAUAUGCUGGAUAAGUGCCAAUUUGAUACUAAACUGCCAUGUUUGCAGUGAUACGGUCCACCAAGGUUUCUGACUUUUUUUUGUGUAAAAAUCAUCUGUUUUAUAUGCAAGUUGUUUUUAACCACAAGGGUAUUUUAUAAACACCUGCCCACCUCUUAACUUCGUAUCCAACACUGACUAAAGGCUUUCUUAGGGCUUUGUUUGUUUUGAGCCUUUUCAGUGGGAGGGGGGAUAAAAGAGAACAUUUCCUAUGGUGCUGUCUCACUGCCUUAAAACCAAUUUCUAGAACAGUUUUACUGUUGGUUUAAUUUGUUAAACCAUUGAUUAUUUACACUGUUUUCUUUCUUUCUUUCUAAUGAGAGAGCACCCAUGAAUGGAGACGCUUCAUGUCUGUAUACCAUGAUUUGCAAAAAUGAGGUGGCUGGAAGGCUGAACUAUUGAUAUAGAUAUAUAGAUAGAUAUAGUAUUUUUUAUCUUGUGUGGAUAGAUUGUGUACCAUCUAAAAUAUUCAAGUGACACAAAAGCCACACCCAAUUAACUAUGGUUAAAGACACAAGCCCAAGACAGUUGGUUCAAAUCCAUUUGGUCCAAUGGAAAGAGCUGAAUGAAAGAGAAAUAUUUAGAGAGAAAAAAUAUCCAGCAGAGCUGGGUAUACUUUUUGCAGCAUGAGCACAAUUUUUCUUUAUUCCCCCUCCCCCUUCUCCCUCUCCCUCCCCAGUUUGAAGCAUGUUGUUUUAAUUGCAGUUGUUGUACAUGACGAAAUUCAGCAUUAUGAACACUGACACAGUGAUAUCCACUGUGGAAGAGAGAAAAGUUUAUACUGUAAAAGGGGAGGGGGUUGGUUUUGCACAGUCUACUGGGAGGGGUAUUGUAAAUAUUAAAAAUAAAAAAGCCUUGCACAAAUGAAAGCAAACAAACAGCAACAACAAAAAAUAAGAAACUGUAUUUUAUCCUGUUGGUGUUAAGAGAUGUUUCAUAUACUGAGAUGACCUGUAUGUUACAAACAAAUCCAGAGCGCAAACCGUACAAUCUGUUUUCCUUUCACCUGGUGUGUUUGUCUUGUAUUUGGAAUUAUUAUGACUAUGCAGGACCUAUCUGUGCUAGAGUGAGCAUGUUUCAAUUUACAUUAUGAAUCCAAUACCUCUUAGGAGAAAACAAAAAUUAUGUUGUUAACUAUCCUGGCAGGCUACACCAGAAAGAAUGAGAACAGAUCAGAGUAAUUGGAUGUGCUGGUUCAAAUUAACUCAGAUAAUCCAAGGGCUAUGGCAUUGUGUAGAUGUGGACGUGUACACUUGGAGUCACAGUCCUGAAAAUUAUCACUUGAAGCAUACCCAGUUUCCUGGUGUGUGCCAGUGAAGCACUUUUGGUUCUAGCUAGCCAAUCGCUAUCUUCAGGACAUGUAACUGGUGCUACACACUCCUCUGACCAUCUUGUGGCCAUCUAUUUUAUCACAGAAAGAUCCUGAAAUCAGUGUAGAUUUCCUUGCUGCCUCAUUGAAAAUACAGGUCCUCUGCACGGUGCUAUUGCCCCAUAAAUAAAACUCUGGUUUUAUGCACAUUGAAUGUAGUCAGAAUUAUGUCAGGCACCAAAUAUUAUAUUACUUUCUCCUAUUGUUAAAUGGCAUGCCACACUGGUAAAUAUUAAAACAGCUGGUCUUUAUGAUACAUGUGGUCUAAAAGAACAAACAAAACCGUUAGUUCCUGCCAUUUUCAACGCACAUGCACACAUUCACACAAAACCUAUAUAUGUGUGCCAGGUAGUACAACAUUCCCUGCAAUACAUCUCAGUGAAUCCACCUAGUUUACAACUUUAAAAAAUUGUUUGUGAAACAUUUGUCUGUAUACAUUUUAUAUUUUGUACAUUUUUGAUGUAACAUAUCAUGUAAAUAGACAGAAACAGUGAGAUAAAUCAUCUGAAAAGUUUUGUAGUCUUUGUAAAGCCCUAAUAAUAAGUAUUUGGUGUCAUCAGACUUAACUGGAUGAUGUAUUUUUUAUUGAUUUACUGUUCUUCUAGCUUGUAAACCAGCUUGCAUAUAUUUUUUGCAGGUGUGCACACUGUAUCUGUCUAAAUUAUUACUUUGCCAUUAAAGUGGAAUUAUUUAUUGACA
Molecule: messenger RNA, 10371 nt
Organism: Sceloporus undulatus (fence lizard)
Lineage: Eukaryota; Metazoa; Chordata; Lepidosauria; Squamata; Phrynosomatidae
Gene: NAV3
Product: neuron navigator 3
Exons: 41
Coding region: 724-7665 (2313 amino acids)
Biological process (GO): nervous system development; neurogenesis
Molecular function (GO): protein binding; ATP hydrolysis activity; ATP binding
Source: RefSeq, a predicted model, not a curated record